AUGUACUUAACGAUCAACCUCAAGACUGAUCCAGGCUAUUUUUUCACUCUCUCCAAGCUGGACGCGUUCGAGCGAUUCCGUCUAGAAACCUCAUUCGUACGCGUACUAUCCAUCCUUAUCCUGGCUCCGGUGCUAUGGCUAAGCAUAAAUCUGCUACUGGAGUGCAUCCCUUUAAAUGACCCGUCCACUGGGUUUUGGAGGUCGGGCUUCUUCCAGUUGCGCAUGGGAUUGGUCUCGGUCUGCAGUAGUAUCGCCCCAGUGCUGCUCAAGUUGAACUGCGUCCCCGAUUUCCCCAUGAUUUCAAUGCGAGCGAUUGCAGUGUACACGCUCUUCCAGACUGUGAUCUGUUUGGGCACCAAUGUCGUCAUUUCGCUCGCCUUUGGAGCAUUUCCCGUCCCUUUCAGCCAGUUCACAGUCAUUCUCCCCAUGGCCAUCAGCGGCCGCUUCAUCUUCUUCCACCUCUGA
Messenger RNA from Phytophthora sojae, 465 nucleotides. RefSeq lists its product as hypothetical. The record is from RefSeq and is a predicted model, not a curated record. The transcript is spliced from 3 exons. NCBI's taxonomy places the organism in Eukaryota, Oomycota, Peronosporomycetes, Peronosporales, Peronosporaceae. Bases 1 to 465 code for a protein of 154 amino acids.